UGUGUAUCACUUGGAUGAUUUUUGAAUAAAGAGUUUCCUUUAAAAUCCCUCCAAAAUGUCGCCUUAAAAACCACUCAAAAUGAAAAACGAAUCAGCAAGGAAGCGGCUGGCUCGAAUACGGUGCCUCUUAGACACCAUUAAACGCAUGGAACAGGGGAAAUCCUUGCCUUUAGCCUUGUGUUAUGUCCAAGGUGAAGUAACUUAUCAACUCAACAGGGAAAUUGUCAAUCCUUCUCCAAUCCCAAUAUUUAAAUUACCCUCGAAAGAUGCGGAGAAGAUCGGAGAAAUAAUCCCCUCUCCUACUAUACAAGUGUUUGGUUCUGGAGACGAGUAUAACAACAAGCAAGGACGCUGGAUGAGGCUGACACAGAAAUCGUUGCAAAGGUUUUGCAGUCAAUUUAGUACAACAUCAAAGAGCAUCAAAGAAGGCUGGAUUCUUUAYGUUCCAUUUGAUUCCAAGCAAGGACAAGGGAAAGAAUGUUUGACAGCGGUAUCUAGUGCGUCAGGAAAUAAAGGGAAAAAGAAAACUAUUGAAAAUAGUGGCUUUAAGAGUUGGAUAGAAGCAGURGAGUUAUCAUACACCCUACGCCUAACAGAGCCUCCGGUAAUUGACAAGAAUGCCGACAAAGAAGCCAUGAAGCAACUCAGCUCCCCACCAUCCAACUGGAAUCUAGAAGCUGAUGAGGAGUUGGCCAAGUUCCUUGCUGAGUACAUCAACAAGCAAGAAGCAAGUCUUGGGAAUAUUAGUCGAUACGUGGAAAAUAUUGAUGUGUCCACUAGUUCUGAUGAUGAAUCUAAAGAGAAUUUGACAGAUGGAGAUCCAGAGACAUACUGGGAGUCAGACGGCAGUCAAAGCCGACACUGGAUCAGGCUUAGUAUCAAACCUGGCACUGUUAUAAGGCGAUUAUACAUUGGUGUAGAUUCCAGGGAUGAUAACUACAUGCCACACAAAGUAGCUGUGUUUGGUGGAGAGACAGGCAAUAUGAAACUCCUGAAUGAAGUCUACAUUGACCUGAAUUUUACAGGGGAUGCCUUGAUUUUGGAAGGAAUGAYGCAGUAUUACCACUUAAUUGAUAUUAAAAUAAAAGAAUGCAAAGAUGACGGCAUUGAUACGAGAGUACAUGACAUAAAGAUCGUAUCAGCAAGUGAGAAAGAACCAGGGUUGUCUAUAGACUUGCUAAAUAAUGCCCAACUUGUAAGAUUUCCAAAAUUAGAUGCUGUGGAAGUUCCAGUACUUUAUAGAAGAGCACAGAUAUUAUUAAGAUUUAUUGAGCUAUUAGAUAGUGUCAUUCAUUACCUUCUUCCUUCCUGGAACUACACAGCUGGAUCCUUCAAAGACCUUGAAGCUAUAAGGCAGCUUCUUCCACUGUCCCGUUACAGAAAUAAUCUAAUAGARAAGUUCCUUAAAGAAUCUCAAACAAGCGCACCUCCACGAAUGCCCAAACUGUUUAUAAAUCGCCGCCUGGCUGCUGAGCACAAGGCAGAUCCUACACAAGACCCUGAAGGAAAGAGAACCAUAUUCCACCAGUUAUACGAAGGUUUACAACCAGAGAAGUGUGGCGUCAAGUUAGAUUACAGAUGGCCUGGUCGCUAUGAUCAGUGGUGGGAAUGUAAGUUUUUAUCAGAAGGAAUUAUUGAUCAAGGUGGUGGUUUUCGUGACUCCUUAGCAGAUAUGGCAGAAGAACUUUGUCCAUGUUCAAUGGAUGACCCAAUGCCUCUGGAAUUUUUUGUACGGACACCCAACCAGUUGCUCGAUUCAUCUAGUGUGAACAGAGACACAUACAUACCAUCACCAUCGUGUAAAGAGUUUACGAAGCUGGAGUGGUUAGGGAUGGUCAUGGGAGCAUGUCUGAGAAGUGGAAGAGAACACCUGGUUGUUUCCCUUCCUUCGUUCGUCUGGAAGCCAUUGGUUGGWGAGCGAGUAUCGUGGUCACGUGACUUCCACACAGUCGAUCUAGCUCAAGUCAAACUACUAGAAAGAUUACAAAACGUGGACAGAGAAACCUUUGAGGCUAAAUUUGCUGGGGUUUUGACGUUUACAGCUGUUCUGAGUGACAAUACCCUGGUGAAUCUUGUCCCUGGAGGACCUGAGCGAUACGUUGAAUAUGAUGAAAAAGAGUUGUACUCUAAACUUGUACAGAAGCAUCGUAUGAACGAGAGUAAGCAACAGAUCGAUGCUCUAAGAAGAGGUCUUCUCAAGGUUGUACCCCAGGCUGUACUCGACUUACUAACGUGGCAGGAGCUUGAGAAGAGGGUGUGCGGGGACCCUGAAAUAACUGUUGAGGCCCUCAAGAAAUGCUCUCAUUAYGAGGAUCUUUCAUCUGAUAAUGACCAGCGCGUGAAGGAUCUUUGGCAAGCACUUGAAAACUUUACCAACGAGGAUCGUAGUCGUUUUUUACGUUUCGUGACAGGCCGUAGACGCCUGCCAGCACCAUUGUUUAUCUGUCCAGGAAGAAGUAAUACAGAGGUUGACUCCCUACCUGAAGCAGCUACUUGUUCUAGUACGUUAUUCCUUCCCAACUAUUCAAGCCCCAAAGUAGCGGAAGAAAAAAUACGCUACGCUGCUUAUAACUGCGUUGCCAUAGAUACCGACGUGAGCCCAUGGGAAGAAUGAGUUAGUAAACUACGGAUGAACUUCCGCUCUGACGAAUCGAUAAUAACUGAAUACAACGAAAUGGAAAUGUAUUGGAAACCUAAGGGAGAAACUCCUUUUAAAGAUAAUAAUCACCAGCUGGUUACAGCGUUUUUCAGCGACACGCGCUGAAUCGCGCAAUUUUGAGGUCACGACGAAGUAGACUUUGGUAGACGUCAAUCAAGGUGUUUCCAUGGCGACAUUCCACACGCACGUGCCUUUGAAGUCUUUGUCUUCCGACAAUGCUGAGAAACACUUUGAUUGACGUCCACCAAAACUCUAUUUUGUUGCGACAGAAAAUUGUACGAGUUCGCGCGUCCGACUGAGAAGCGCUGUAGGAAGUUCAACUGCAAGCUCUCUGGCCUAUAAUAACCAAACACUUUAGCUACCAAACACACGACUUUUCGUGAAGGACACUAACAUAAAUGCUUACUUAAAAUAUUAUGACAAGCUAAUAUUAUUAUGUUAAACAAUUUAAUGCCAUUUAUAAAGGGCUUUUUUUACUUUGGAAAUAUAUAGAUAUAUUUUAUA
Messenger RNA from Actinia tenebrosa (Australian red waratah sea anemone), 3163 nucleotides. Its product is annotated as E3 ubiquitin-protein ligase HECTD3. Gene Ontology annotation, molecular function: ubiquitin-protein transferase activity. Lineage: Eukaryota; Metazoa; Cnidaria; Anthozoa; Actiniaria; Actiniidae. The record is from RefSeq and is a predicted model, not a curated record. Gene Ontology annotation, biological process: proteasome-mediated ubiquitin-dependent protein catabolic process.